This is a messenger RNA of Rotaria sp. Silwood1, 990 nucleotides long. The record is from the annotation of a GenBank genome assembly. Lineage: Eukaryota; Metazoa; Rotifera; Eurotatoria; Philodinida; Philodinidae.
AUGACUGCACUAGUUACAACAGUAGCAACCAUAGCAACACCAGCAACAACACCUUUUACACCUGUAGAACAUUUCUUUUCAAUAGCCCAUCAAUUAUUUGAUCAAUAUCGUACAGCUAUUUUCGUACUCACUGGAACAGUGAUAACAGCAUGGUUAUACAAUAAAUUAUGGGUGAAUCGAAAAAUGUAUCCAAGUACGCAAUCAAUGGAAGGCAAAACUGUCGUUAUUACGGGUGGUAAUGCUGGUAUUGGUUAUGAAACAGCUAAAGAUCUUCUUCAACGAGGUGCUCGAGUUAUUAUCGCUUGUCGUAAUAUGGAUAAAGGUAGUCAAGCUAUUCGACAAUUAUAUUUCGAAACAGAAUGUGAAGAAAAAAAUCUUCGAUUAAUGAAAUGUGAUUUAUGUUCAUUUGAAUCUGUUCGUAAUUUUGCUGAUUUAUAUAAUAGUGAAGAAGAAAGACUUGAUAUGUUAAUAUGUAAUGCUGGUCUUAUAUGGUCACAAUAUGCAGUUACAAAAGAUGGAUUUAAUUCUAUUAUUCAAGCUAAUUAUCUUGGAGUUCAAUCAAUUGAUUGGUUUGAUGUAUUUACACAAUUUAAAAAUUUUCAUCUAUUAGGUGUAUAUGCAUCAUCAAAAGUAUAUCAGAUAUUAUCAACUAAUAAAUUAAAACAAGAUUUACUUGCGGAAGGUGUUAAUGCAUUUUCAGUACAACUUGGUUGGAUUCGGACAUCUAUUAUGUCACCAAUGCGAGAAGCUAUUGGAAUUUAUCGAUUUAUUAUUAUCUAUCCAAUAUUACAUUUGCUAGCUGUCUUUACUAAAACACCGAAGAUUGGUGCACGAACAACUAUUUAUUGUGCGGUCGAACCUUCACUUGAACAUUCACCAGAUCUCUCUUUUCAAGAUUGUGCUGUUGCUAGAACGACUUCAUUCUGUACAGAUAAUAAAACAGCUGAUCAUUUAUGGCAAUUAAGUGCUAAAGCAGUUGGAUUGAAAUAA